Messenger RNA from Trichomonas vaginalis G3, 666 nucleotides. RefSeq lists its product as uncharacterized. The transcript has a single exon. The record is from RefSeq and is a predicted model, not a curated record. NCBI's taxonomy places the organism in Eukaryota, Parabasalia, Trichomonadida, Trichomonadidae. The coding region runs from base 1 to 666 and encodes 221 amino acids.
AUGAGUUUGAUAUAUUUUGGUGCCGGCGGAUUAGCCCCAAUAUUGGCAACAGGAGUACCACCAUUAUUGAGGCUCUCUUCCUUAAAAACAUGGGAAGGCGUUUAUUAUCCACCGCAAAUUCUAAUAAGUACGUCAAUCUAUCCGAUUUUAUUCAUUGUAGUUGCGUUUGGCUUCUUUAUUGCCAACUACAAAGGUUUAGAAUUUACUUUGGGCGUCUUUGAAAGAGCCCCAAUUAUUCCGAAAUCAAUUUUCAAAAACAUUCUAACAGUAAUUAAUAUGACAUCUAAUUUUUCAAUUCUUGCUCUCACGAUAUUUGAUUUUCAACAUUUUCAAGUACUUAAUACAAUUCUUUAUUCUGCGUUUUUAAUUUCGAUGGUUAUCUACUUUUUAUUACUUGAUUUAUCAAACGACAAAUGCUUCUACACACCAUCUACUGCAUUUUGGCUUAUAGAUUGCUCUCUUCUUUUCCUUGUUAUCAUUCAUUUAAUUUAUUCUCACAUUUCUUUUGGAUGUACAGAUGCUUCUAUAAUUAACACAUCAUCAUGCUUCGGAUACCUAGUUAAUUUGUUCAUUUUCGCUCGUUACUCUGCCUUAUAUUUGGAAAUAAGGGAUAGAAUUAUUAUUUUCGAAGAUUCUACAGAGCCUCCAAAGGAAGAUGCCGAGUAA